Messenger RNA from Plectropomus leopardus (leopard coralgrouper), 1737 nucleotides. RefSeq names its product macrophage-expressed gene 1 protein-like. NCBI's taxonomy places the organism in Eukaryota, Metazoa, Chordata, Actinopteri, Perciformes, Serranidae. Gene Ontology annotation, biological process: defense response to bacterium. The record is from RefSeq and is a predicted model, not a curated record.
AGGAACAUGGACAUGGGUCGAGUCAUGAACCUCAGCUACUUCCAGUGCCAGACCACCGAGGACGGGCUCUACCUCAUCCCAGAUGAGGUGUUUGUCAUCCCGCACAAGGAGACGGGCGUGGAGACAAACUCAGAGAUAAUCAGCUCCUGGCUGGAGCAGAAAAGCUCCACAUCUCACACCAUAAACGCAGACGUGUCUUUCCUCUCUGUGCUGAAUGGGAAAUUCUCAACAGAGAACAAGAGGAUGAAAACCCAUCAGGUCAAAGACUCUUCAACUACAACCAGAGUCCAAGUUCGUAACUUCAUCUACACCGUUAAGGCUUAUCCUGACUUCACCCUGGAUACACGCUUUGCUCAACAAGCCAAAGAGAUCGCCGAUGCGAUUGAAAACAACCAGACAAGGAACGCAGACUAUCUCUCAGAGAAGAUGGUGCUGGACUAUGGAACCCAUGUUAUCACGAGUGUCGAUGCCGGGGCUUCUUUGGUACAGGAAGACUACCUCCGCUCUCAGUACGUGUCGGACAGUGUGUCAGACAGUUCAACUGUCAAAGCGCAGGCAGGCUUGAACUUUUUUGACAAACUCAAGUUUGACAUCAGCAGUGAAGACACCCAUCAGAGCUCGUCACUUAAAACAUACCAGUCCAAUAUUACGUACUCUCUUAUCCAAAGCCACGGUGGAGGCAUACCUUUCUAUCCUGGCAUCACUCUGCAGAAGUGGCAGGAAAAUAUCAGGAACAACCUAGUUGCUAUCGAUCGGUCAGGAUUUCCCCUCCACUUCUUUAUAAACACCAACACCUUCCCUGAUCUGCCACAGCCUACCAUUGGCAAAGUGGCUGAAUCAGUGAAUAAGGCCAUAGAGCGAUUCUACAGGGUCAACACACGGCCUGGAUGUGUCGACGUCUACUCCAAGAACUUUAACUUCCAAGCCAACAUUGAUGAUUCAUCCUGCGAGGGCUCUGCUGCAAACCUCAGUUUUGGUGGUGUCUAUCAAGCGUGUACUCCUCUCAGCCCAGACGCAGAUCCGCUAUGUGAUGCCCUGGCCCAGAAAAACCCUGACACAGGCGACUUCUCCUGUCGUUCACCUUACUCUGCCACUUUACUCAGAUCAGAAUUGAGGCAGCAGGGUUACACUUCCUAUGAUUGCCAUGACCAACGCUAUUCGUGUGGGUUUUUGGGCCUAUCGCAUUGCCAUCGUCAAGUAUGUCAGGACAACUACCAUGUUCGCUCUGCUCGCAUCGACACCUACUGGUGCUCUGUAAACGGAGAGGCCCCUGAAAACUCAGGCUAUCUGUUUGGAGGCAUAUACAGCCCCUCUCUCCUGAACCCCCUCACCAACGCCAAAAGCUGCCCCCCAAACUUCAUUCCACUCAAGUUUCUCUCAGAUGGCCAAAUGAUCUGUGUCAGCAACGACUAUGAACUUGGCACCAGGUUCUCAGUGCCAUUCGGAGGUCUCUUCAGUUGUCAGUCAACCAACCCGCUGGCAGCAUCUCAGCGUCGCUGCCUUCCCACGUUCAGCCAGCACCUCGCUACAGUGAGCGACGGCUGUGAAAUUCUUUACUGUGUCCACUCAGGACUGUUCACAGGUGGACAGCUGCUUCCGAUCCAUCUGCCUCCAUUCACCAAACCUCCACUUGUCAGCAUGCAAGCCACAAACACAGUUAUGGUGAUGACUGAAGGAGAAAAGAGCUGGGUCAGAGUGGGGCAGACUAAGGCGUGGAAGCUGGCCAAACCAGAGGAA